Molecule: messenger RNA, 918 nt
Organism: Coregonus sp. 'balchen'
Lineage: Eukaryota; Metazoa; Chordata; Actinopteri; Salmoniformes; Salmonidae
Source: the annotation of a GenBank genome assembly
AUGAAGGAACAGUCCCUAAAUGAAAAGCAGGAGAAAUGGCUGGAGCAGAUGAAUCUGGAGGCUGAUGCUCAAAUCAAGAAGUGCAGCACCCAGUACAUCACCCGCUGUCCAACCAAGAGCUUAAGCCAAGAGCCCAUUGGAUCUGGAGAAGGCCAGCAGGAGAGGCCAAGGAGGCAACAGGCAUGGGCAGAGAACCAGCAGGGGGGGCCAGAGAACCAGCAGGGGGGGCCAGAGAACCAGCAGGGGGGGGCAGAGAACCAGCAGGGGGGGGCAGAGAACCAGCAGGGGGGGCAGAGAACCAGCAGGGGGGGCAGAGAGCCAGCAGGGGGGGCCAGAGAGCCAGCAGGGGGGGGCAGAGAGCCAGCAGGGGGGGGGCAGAGAACCAGCAGGGGGGGCCAGAGAACCAGCAGGGGGGGCCAGAGAACCAGCAGGGGGGGCAGAGAGCCAGCAGGGGGGGGCCAGAGAACCAGCAUGGGGGGGGCAGAGAGCCAGCAGGGGGGGCCAGAGAACCAGCAGGGGGGGCAGAGAGCCAGGAGUGGGGGGCAGAGCCAGCAGCUAGAGGCUCAAGAAGAGGCUGAGACAGCAGAGCCAGACUCCAAGAAAAAGACAUAUCCAGGCAUCUGGAAGAGAAUUAAGAUGGGGUAAAGAUGCUUCAAAAAUGUAUUGAUGUUUUACACUGUUAAUAUAUAUGUUGCCACUUUAAAAAGUGACAUUAUCCAAAUGUGAGUGUUUAGUGUACAUGCAACACACAUGUAUUGUAGAUACUUACCCGUCUCUGUGAUGUCUUACAGCUUUCCUAACCUGCUGUCUGCUGAGAGCUGGAAACUCAACGAAGCCACAGUGUCGCCCAAUAAUUCCUCCUCCUCUUCAGUUCUUCAUGCCUUUUUAAGCUCCUCAAGCCAGCAAGUAUCCUCUUAA